AUGCCAUCACCACCACAGAACAUCCCCUCACGGGCCACUGAUAUCGAUGGUCAGCUCUCCGGAACCUCCCCACUAGGUAGGACGGUUAGCGCCUCGCACUCCUUAGCAGGCUCAUACAGGAGACCCAGCUUCUUCACCAUGGGCGGCCCUCGAGGAACAGUCGUUCCCCAUACCCACGGAGCAGACAACCUGACGGAUGCAGAACGGGAACGGGCACGGGAGGAGGAACGGACAUUGUUGGAAGACAAUGCCAUCUCAUACUCAGCAAGCAAAAAGACCAAGGGGCCUUCUGCUGGGCCGACAGAGACGACUUCGCUUCUAGGGAACGGUCAAGAUGCUUCAGCCAACGGAGAGGAAGCUUCUGCUGAUGCAAUCAUCGACCAGAAAUGGGAUGAUGCUGUGAUGGCGGGGUUGAUCAAGACGACAUGGGCAAGAGAGGCAAAAGUGCUGGUGCAAUACAGUGCUCCUCUGAUAUUCAGCUUCCUGCUCCAGUACUCCCUUACUAUUGCUAGCAUAUUUACUGUUGGCCAUAUCGGCAAGGUUGAGCUGGCUGCCGUCAGCUUAGCCAGUAUGACAGCUAACAUCAGUGGCUAUGCGGUCUAUCAAGGUCUUGCAACCAGUCUGGAUACCCUUUGCGCUCAGGCAUAUGGCUCAGGAAACAAGAAGCUAGUCGGCCUCCAGACGCAGAGAAUGGUCUGUUUCCUUUGGACCAUGACCAUCCCGAUUGCCAUUUUCUGGUUCUUUGCCGGCCACGUCUUGAGAGCCAUUGUCCCUGACAAGGAGGUGGCCGAACUGGCUGCUCUUUACCUGAAAGUGGCUAUUCUUGGAGCCCCAGGAUAUGCACUCUUUGAAGCAGCCAAGCGAUACGUGCAGGCUCAGGGCUUGUUCUCUGCCUCCCUCUACGUUCUCUUAAUUGGUGCUCCUGUCAAUGCGUUCCUGAACUGGUUCUUUGUUUGGAAAUUGGACAUGGGUUUCAUUGGCGCGCCCAUUGCGGUAAUCGUUUCCGACAACCUUCUCCCAAUCCUCCUAUUCAUCUAUGUCUACUUCUUUGCUGGCAUGGAAUGCUGGAAUGGAUUUACUUAUCGAGCAUUCCAAAACUGGGGCCCCAUGGUGCGCCUGGCCCUACCUGGCUUCCUCAUGAUGGAAGCAGAAGUCCUUGCAUUCGAGAUCCUCACCCUGGCAGCCGCCUACCUUGGAACCACCACUCUGGCAGCCCAGUCUGUCCUUGCAACCAUCGCUGGUAUCAUGUUCCAAAUUCCGUUCCCACUCUCAAUUGCUGGAAGCACCCGCAUUGCAAAUUUCAUUGGUGCUGCCCUUCCCGAUGCUGCUCGUGUCGCUGCCAAGGUCAACAUGACCGCUGCCAUCAUCGUUGGCAUCAUUAACAUCACUCUCCUUUCUACCCUUCGAUUCUAUAUACCCGCCCUAUUUACCUCGGAUGAGGAUGUGAUCGAGCUUAUUGCAGCAGUCCUUCCGCUCUGUGCCUCCUUCCAGCUCUUUGAUGCCUUUGCAACAAACUGUAAUGGUGUGCUCCGUGGCCUUGGAAGACAGUCCAUCGGAGGAUACACCCAGCUCUUCUGCUACUACGUCGUUGCACUCCCUAUUGGCAUGGCCACCGCAUUUGGCCUUCACUGGGAUCUCUGGGGCCUAUGGGGUGGUGUUGCCAUUGGUCUUUUCCUUGUCGGCCUGAUUGAAGGUAUAUUCCUGACCCAAACGAGCUGGGAGCACGCAGUUUCGGAAGCUCAAAAGCGAAACGAAGAAGUCUAA
This is a messenger RNA of Nannizzia gypsea CBS 118893, 1764 nucleotides long. RefSeq names its product multidrug and toxin extrusion protein 2. NCBI's taxonomy places the organism in Eukaryota, Fungi, Ascomycota, Eurotiomycetes, Onygenales, Arthrodermataceae. Gene Ontology annotation, biological process: xenobiotic detoxification by transmembrane export across the plasma membrane. Gene Ontology annotation, molecular function: xenobiotic transmembrane transporter activity; antiporter activity. Gene Ontology annotation, cellular component: membrane. Bases 1 to 1764 code for a protein of 587 amino acids. The transcript is spliced from 2 exons. The record is from RefSeq and is a predicted model, not a curated record.